This is a messenger RNA of Cicer arietinum (chickpea), 1102 nucleotides long. RefSeq lists its product as uncharacterized. The record is from RefSeq and is a predicted model, not a curated record. NCBI's taxonomy places the organism in Eukaryota, Viridiplantae, Streptophyta, Magnoliopsida, Fabales, Fabaceae.
GAUUCAAUAUUUACAACUCCCACAAAAUCUCAAUCUUCAUAGAUACACACACUCUCAUAAUUAAUCAAUCUUCUAGCCUUUAUAAUUAGCAUGGCCAAACCACCAUAUCUAGAGGAAGAUUGUAUGAAAAAAAACAAAAUAAAAAAUCAUAGUACAAACAAUAAGGCAAAGAUUAAUUUAUCUUUCUUUGCUUCUAUCUUCUCCCUUUUUAUCUACAUGUGUAUCUUUUAUAUCUUUAAUCUCUCCCCUUAUACACUUUUAAACAACAACAUAUUUUGGUUUUUCAUGUCAAAUACUCUAAUCCUCAUCAUAGCUGCUGACUAUGAAGCAUUCUCUUCAUCAAAACAAAAACAAGAUCUCCAUCAAGAAUAUGCAAACCAUAGUCAAACAAUUACAAAUCAUGCUUCAAUAUCAUCAACAUAUGAUGAACAAGUUGAUAAACAAUGCAUUACUCCAAAGCGAGACGAGAAAGACACAAUCUCCUAUCAGAUUGUUAAACACUCAAACGCUCAUAACUUUCUUUAUACUCGAUCGUUUUCAACACCGUUUGUUGCAAUUCCCGAACGAGUGUUGGAAAUUGAGGUAGAAAAUCAACCAAAGAAAAGUACUAUUGAUUGUGCUAAUGAGAAGAAGCCAAAAACACUUGAUUUGCAAGUAGGUGAUGAUGAUAAAGAGAAAGCAACAUUAUUUCCUACAAGAUCAAUGUACCGAAGAAGUAAAUCUUAUAGACACAAUAGAGACAAGCAUGUUGUGAUUGAUGAAACGAAGAAAUCAGUGAGAAGGUUAGAGUCAAUGAAGAUAGAACCAAAAGUGCUAGAAGAAGAAAAUGAGUUUUCUAAGAUGACAAAUGAGGAUCUUAAUAAGAGGGUGGAAGAGUUUAUUCAGAAAUUCAAUAAGCAGAUUAGACUUCAGGCAUCAACUAUAAAUCAAUAUUAAUGUCUAAUAAAUUUAUAAAGUAUUUUCAUUGUACUACCAUAAUCUAAAAUAUAACUAAAAAUUAGUCAACAAAAUUGAUAUGUUUAAAUCAAUCUUCUUUAACGAAUUUUUGCUUAUAUUUUAUAUGGAUGAAAUAAUUUAGAAUAAAAUAUUAUUCCAAAGUUUU